Messenger RNA from Cheilinus undulatus (humphead wrasse), 1173 nucleotides. Its product is annotated as cytochrome c oxidase assembly factor 3 homolog, mitochondrial. Bases 30 to 305 code for a protein of 91 amino acids. The record is from RefSeq and is a predicted model, not a curated record. Gene Ontology annotation, cellular component: mitochondrial inner membrane. Gene Ontology annotation, biological process: mitochondrial respiratory chain complex IV assembly. Lineage: Eukaryota; Metazoa; Chordata; Actinopteri; Labriformes; Labridae. The transcript is spliced from 2 exons.
CUUCCGGCAGCUGAUUACUCAAACAAGCCAUGGCGGAGCAGGGUGUAAAAGAUCCUGUUAAAACUACGCUAACAGCGGCGGAGAAACAACUCCUCCGCCGCCGACAGGAGCUCGACUACUUCAAGCAAAACGCAGCGCGACUCCGCAGGAGGAACCUGCUGACCGGCCUGGCUAUCGGAGCGUUCGUGGUCGGCAUGUUUAGCUACACCAUCCUGUCGGUCAAACAGGAGAGGAUCUUGGAUGAGCUGGAUGAUGAAGCCAAAAUCCACAUCAUCAGAGGGCCACGAACGGGUGCCAACUCCUGAUGACACUGACUGUGGACUAACUGGAUGGGGGUGUGCUAUUGAGUGACACCUACAAACUGUGUGAAGUUAUCCUUCAGGGCAUGCAACAAGUCAUGUCUGCUGAGACACCUGUGAACCACCUUCCUCUCAAUUUAAGGACAUUUCAUGACAUUAUAGACUCUAUCAUUCUUUGUGUGCAAAUUCAUUAAAUCAGAUAUUGGCAUUGUUCAUCUUUCUUCAUUUCUGUGUGCAGCCUUACCUAAUUUCACCGUGGAGCAAGAACAAACAAGCACACAUGAUGAAAAAAUGGGAGAGCAAAGGCAAGGGGAGCCUUUUCUCAGAACCCAAAAUCAUAAUCAAAGGCUGAAUCGAUUGUUAUAGACAAACUGCAAACAGCCACACCUCAGCCUUGUGAUGGUUUGUUUGCCACUGCAUUUGUUUUUGCAUGUUUGUGCGUGCAUCUCUGCAUACAUGUGCGCUGUGCUUAUAAUAAUAAAGGCACACAGAGGCAUUAGAGUGGUCAUGCUUCUCUCUGUAACUUGUUACACACUUUUCAAAACCUGCACAUGAACAGUCUGCUUUCUGUUUUCAUACUGUGUGUACCCUGCAAAAGUCCCCGGAAUUAUCAGAAGAAUAUGUUAUAUUAGUAAAAUUGUGCUACUUGGCUAUAUAUAUUCUGUACAAACCUCUACGUACAAGGCUCAAGGCUUUUGGAAAAAUGUCUCUAUUUGAUCUGACACUUCAGAAUAUCGAGCUGUAGCUGAACAGAUCAUAAAUGAUUUAAAAUGUGUUCUGAGGCAAAAGACGAUUGCUGUUUGCCCUUUAUUAGAUAAACCAUGCAUCUAGUUGGACUAAAUUUUACUGUGUAAAUAAAAAGCCAGAUUGUUGA